AAGCAGCCGAACACAGAAGCUCUUUCUCUCCCAAAUCAGGUUGCUUCAGCAUAUACAUAGGUAAAGGUAUAGAGACAGGAUUAGAGAAAGUGAGAGAGUGAGAAAGAAACUGUUGAAGCCGGACGGAGUGACAAAGAAGUUGUUGAAUUGAGUGAGGUGGUUUUUCUGAAGCCAUGGGUGGCUCCUGGAGGCGGAACGGGUCGCUGAUCGUACUAGCAAUCGUUUUCUUCGGCUGUCUAUCAGCAAUUUCAAUUGCGAAAGAGGAAGCCACCAAGUUGGGAACAGUUAUUGGAAUUGAUCUUGGUACAACCUAUUCGUGUGUUGGUGUUUACAAAAAUGGUCACGUGGAAAUCAUAGCUAAUGACCAAGGAAACCGAAUCACCCCAUCAUGGGUUGCUUUCACGGACACUGAGAGACUGAUUGGUGAGGCUGCCAAGAAUCAGGCGGCUGUCAAUGCCGAAAGGACCAUUUUUGAUGUUAAGAGACUUAUCGGAAGAAAGUUUGACGACAAGGAAGUUCAGAGGGAUAUGAAGCUUUUUCCGUACAAGAUUGUGAAUAAAGAUGGAAAGCCUUAUGUUCAGGUCAAUAUUAGGGAUGGGGAAACUAAGGUCUUCAGCCCUGAGGAGAUCAGUGCUAUGGUUCUUAUCAAGAUGAAGGAGACGGCUGAAGCAUUCCUUGGCAAGAAAAUUAAGGAUGCUGUCGUUACAGUUCCUGCAUACUUCAACGAUGCCCAAAGGCAGGCAACCAAGGAUGCGGGCAUUAUUGCUGGACUGAAUGUUGCAAGAAUUAUCAAUGAACCAACUGCUGCUGCCAUAGCCUACGGGUUGGACAAGAAAGGUGGUGAGAAGAACAUCCUUGUUUUUGACCUUGGUGGUGGGACGUUUGAUGUCAGUAUCUUGACUAUCGAUAAUGGUGUUUUUGAGGUUCUUGCCACAAAUGGAGACACUCAUCUCGGAGGUGAGGAUUUUGAUCAAAGGGUUAUGGAGUAUUUCAUCAAAUUGAUCAAGAAAAAGCAUGGUAAGGACAUUAGCAAGGACUACAGAGCUCUUGGAAAGCUCAGGAGAGAAUGUGAGCGUGCUAAGAGAGCCUUGAGCAGCCAGCAUCAGGUCCGGGUUGAGAUUGAAUCUCUUUUUGAUGGUAUGGAUUUCUCUGAACCAUUGACCCGAGCACGGUUCGAGGAGUUGAACAAUGAUCUGUUCAGAAAGACCAUGGGACCUGUAAAGAAAGCAAUGGAAGAUGCUGGGUUGGAGAAGAACAAUAUUGAUGAGAUUGUUCUUGUGGGUGGAAGCACUAGGAUUCCAAAGGUUCAACAGCUUCUUAAGGACUACUUUGAUGGGAAGGAACCCAACAAGGGCGUGAACCCUGAUGAGGCAGUUGCUUUUGGUGCUGCUGUUCAAGGGGGCAUCUUAAGUGGAGAGGGUGGAGAAGAAACCAAAGAUAUUCUUCUCUUGGACGUGGCACCACUCACCCUAGGAAUCGAAACUGUUGGUGGGGUAAUGACCAAAUUGAUUCCUAGGAACACUGUCAUCCCAACCAAGAAGUCACAAGUUUUCACUACCUACCAGGAUCAGCAGACCACUGUCUCCAUUCAGGUCUUUGAAGGUGAAAGGAGUCUUACAAAGGACUGCAGGCUGCUUGGAAAAUUUGAUCUAACUGGAAUUCCUCCAUCUCCAAGGGGAACCCCUCAAAUUGAAGUUACAUUUGAAGUUGAUGCGAAUGGUAUCUUGAAUGUCAAGGCAGAAGACAAGGGCACUGGUAAUUCAGAGAAGAUUACCAUCACCAAUGACAAAGGUCGGUUAAGCCAGGAGGAGAUUGACCGAAUGGUUCAGGAGGCAGAAGAGUUUGCUGAGGAAGACAAAAAGGUGAAGGAGAAGAUUGAUGCUCGUAACAGCCUUGAGACUUACAUCUAUAACAUGAAGAACCAGGUCAAUGAAAAAGACAAGCUUGCUGACAAGCUCGAGUCUGAUGAGAAGGAGAAGAUCGAGACUGCUGUGAAGGAGGCCCUCGAGUGGCUGGAUGACAACCAGAGCGCUGAGAAAGAGGACUAUGAAGAGAAGCUCAAAGAGGUAGAAGCUGUAUGUAACCCAAUCAUUACAGCCGUGUAUCAAAGAUCUGGCGGAGCACCUGGUGGCGGAUCAGACGAAGAUGAUGAUUCCCAUGAUGAAUUGUAGGUGAACAUUAGAAACUUCUUUGACCACUGGAGAGAGAGAGAGGAGAGAGAGGGCGGCCAAGAACUGGGGGAUAUAGGAUAGGCGAGAAGAUUUGGUGUAAUUUUUUCUGACGCUUCCGGUUAGGGGGAGAGAUUUCCCUUCUUGGCUUGCUCUUUGUUGAGGUGAAGAUACCUUCCACGGGAUACUUUUGUUCUUAAAUUUGUAUUUUUGAUUCUCAGUUGGGAACUCUUUGAUGUUUAUAAUCCUGCUAAUGUACUUUUGAUACCGCUUCUGUUUGAUUCUCUAGGUGAACAUUUGUUACAGACCUGUAUAGCUGGUAUUUGUUUAGCAUGGGUGAUGCCCUGCCAUGAAAACUCCAUAAGAUGUUGCCUUUGUUGAACCCCAUAGACAAUAACUCAUUAAGGUCAUACCUUUUUU
Molecule: messenger RNA, 2588 nt
Organism: Ilex paraguariensis (yerba mate)
Lineage: Eukaryota; Viridiplantae; Streptophyta; Magnoliopsida; Aquifoliales; Aquifoliaceae
Source: the annotation of a GenBank genome assembly